Molecule: messenger RNA, 3227 nt
Organism: Xyrichtys novacula (pearly razorfish)
Lineage: Eukaryota; Metazoa; Chordata; Actinopteri; Labriformes; Labridae
Source: the annotation of a GenBank genome assembly
CAGAGGAGCUGAAACCCUUUCCAUUAGUCUUCAACAGACCAAAACACGCACUGUGUAAAGGUCACGAUUUGCCUAUCGCAGUCACUGUUACUGUAAUUUGCAUCUGUUCGGCCAGACUAAGAAUAAUAUGAACACAUCAUGCUGGGUGUUUGGCUCAUCCAGUUGGGAGGAGGGAAAGAUCUGCAGCAGCAGCAGCAGCAGGGGGAGAAGAACGGACGCAGAAAGACUUAAUAGGGAGAAAGGCAUCAAGAGGAGGGAGGCACACAUGCAGUACAGUGUGCGUAUGUGUUGUUUCUGACAGUGAGGUGGGAGGAGAGGAGGAACAGGGGAAGGAGGAGGAAGGGGUGCUUCCUCUUCAGUCUGGGGCUGAGCUGCUGAUGUAUCCCAGUAGUCCGUAGCAACAGGAAACCUUGGUAUAAAAAGCGGCGUUGCAGGGGGAACCCUCCUAAGAGUCUUUCAGCCGCAGCAUGACCAGGACGGAGAGCCUGAGAGUUUGGACUUAACAAAACAAUGCCCAGCCUAAUCGUCGAACCACUCAACACACAAGAGUUCAUCAUGGACAGAGAUGACAGGAAGAGAAACAAGAACAUGUGAGUGAAACUUUGACUUUUGUGGGGUUUCCGUUACACUUGAUUUUAUCCGGAGGAUCUUUAUGAAUUUACAAAGCGGCGCUUUACGUUUUCGGUUCUCAUGGCAAAGAGUCGGACGAUGCCUUAUGGUACAUCUUCUAAAAAAAGUUCAACUUAACCUCAGCGCACGCUUUCUUUUUCUAACUACUCACAUGCCAAACAUGCUUGGGUAGAUUCACUGGAAGCUAAUUUAACAGCAGAUAAUCCUAUAGAGGUAUUUAUUCAUGUUUGUCUUAUCUCUACUCAGUGGAAAGAACUUCAUGUGCCGACUCCAAGGCAUGUUCUCACACUCAUCAAGCUCUGAGAGGUAAGGGGACUUAUGGAGUGUUUUGCAUACAUUUCAGUUUUAAAAUAGCCAGCCUGCCUCUAUCAUUUCCAUCUAUGGCAUCAUGAAAGGAUUCAAAUGAACUAGAGACACCAUGUUUGCUUUGGCACGGCGCACAAGUGAACCAACAGAUCCCAUGGUUGGACAUUUUUGCACAAAUUUGAUAAGCACAUCUGCUAUGCUUUCUUGAUUAGACUGCUUCUGCGUCCUUGCGGUUCGCCCCCAGCUUGAUUUUAGCCAAAUUUGAUUCUGGUUGAGUAAUCAAACUUGCCUUUUUCUCUCCCAGCAGGCUAACUUUAGAAGACACCCAACAAUGGUCACAGUCACUGGAGCGGCUGCUGGAUUCUAAAUGUAGGUUGAUUUCCCCCUCGAGGACGAUAAUGCUGCUGUAACAGUAAAUCAUGUUUGUGAGGAUAAGAGUUAAAGGAGGAUUCUGCUUCCUUACGCUUGGUGUGUUUUCUUUGCCCUCCUCAGAUGGACUGGCCACGUUUCGCAACUUUCUCAAAUCCGAAUACAGCGAUGAGAAUAUUGAGUUCUGGCUCACCUGUGAGGAUUACAAGAAGAUCAAGUCUUCAUUCAGGAUGUCCUCGAGAGCUAAGAAGAUUUAUGAGCAGUUUGUCAAAGCGGAGUCUCCUAAAGAGGUAAGUUCGAAAGCUUUGAAUUCAUGCGCGGAUUGUAGCUUUACUGACAGAGUAAAGUACCUGUCAAAACGCAGAAUCUCUGAUCUCCUCUAUCCAUCUCAUUCCAGAUUAACAUCGACUAUCACACCCGAGAGCAGAUCAAAAGGAACGUCAAAUCCCCCACCGUGCACUGCUUUGACGAGGCUCAGAAGAUCGUUUUCGGACUGAUGGAAAGAGACUCGUACCCGCGGUUCCUCCGCUCGGACAUUUAUAGAACUCUCCUCGAAAACCUUUCUGCCGACGCCGCGAAGGGCUGAAAAGCGUGGACCCUGAAGGGGGGAAAAGAGAGACUUUGAUAACCAACAACUGGAAUGUUUGCGCUCCUUCAAGAGGAAGGACUGAACACAAAGAAGGAAGGAGGGUCGAGCUGCACACCCCACGGACACAUACGGAGGCCUUGCGCUUCGGCGGCGACACUAGAUCCAGAUGCAAACCGUGGAAGAUGCCCUGCAUGGACCAGCCAUUUAAAACGUGUGGAGAAAUCUGUGUGUGCAGGCCGUCCGAUCACUUCUGACAAUGAGAAAACCAGUGGGGUGACAAGAGGCUCGCUCCACGGAGCAGAGCGUGCAGCGGACCUCCUUUGGCCUUCUUUGCAGAGGUGUUUCCUGAGCAGAUAACAUUAGUGGAUGUAAGACGCCACGGUCACACCUGAUUAGCUGUGUGUAAGUGUGUGUGUUUGAGCGAGAGAGAGAGAGAGAGAGAGAGAGAGAGAGAGUGUGUGUGUGUGUGUAGUUGUAGCUCUUAAGUGCUACUGACAGAAUAAGCUGUCGCAAUACGAGUUGGCCAAUUAUCUAACGACAGCACAAAGGAAGCCGACGAAUCCAUAGCGGACGGAGGACUCGAUAAUGACGUGUCAUCCUCGGUAAAGGGUUGCAGAAGGCCGCUUAGUUCUGCAAGAGGCGUUCUGGGACACUUUAAAAGGAGAUUUUCCUUUCUUCCUCUUUUUUUUCUUUUUUUGUUUAAAGCGGACUCAUACUUUUUGGGAUUCAAGCUGCCUAAGAGUGAUAUUUUGUGCCGUUGUCUGAUACCCUCGAGGUUUCUCACUGCAAAGAAAGUCGUUUUAUUUAAAGUCAGAAAUAGGAUGAGUUUAUUUUCAAGUGCGCACUUUUUUUUUUUCAUUUUGAGAGGAAGUGGGACUAAACUCUGCACUACAGCAACUAAGAAGUUCCCAGUUUCACAGCCGGUGACGUCCAACGUUGAUUUCAUAGACUAGUGAAGAAAGCCGGCCGUUGUUUUAGUCUACCAAUUCUUAAAGCACUUAAAAGUCGUGAUUUUAUGUAAUGAACUAUCCGAGUGGAAUUAUUUUAUAGAGAUAGGAAAUGUCACCUUGCAUGAUAGGGUUUAAAAAAAAUACUCCUUGUACACCCUGAACAAGCCUUGUUACUGCCUCCAAAAGCAUGAUGUUUGAAUGUAUUUGUAGGAGUUAAUAGUGAUGUUAACUUAAAGUUCAACGAUGCAUUAUUUAUUGUUAAUUGUCACUGUUUGAGUACAAAGUUUGUUGCAGUGUUGAAGUGCCUGUUUAGUGAUUUGAAAGACAUUAAAUUAUUUAACUUGCUUCUUGAAAACAAGGUGAUUUUUUUUUUUUUUGUUUUU